Messenger RNA from Ogataea haglerorum, 2508 nucleotides. RefSeq lists its product as uncharacterized. The record is from RefSeq and is a predicted model, not a curated record. Bases 1 to 2508 code for a protein of 835 amino acids. NCBI's taxonomy places the organism in Eukaryota, Fungi, Ascomycota, Pichiomycetes, Pichiales, Pichiaceae. The transcript has a single exon. Gene Ontology annotation, molecular function: beta-glucosidase activity. Gene Ontology annotation, biological process: glucan catabolic process.
AUGUCCACCUUCGACGUUGAAGACGUUCUCAAACAACUUAACACUAAGGAAAAAGUCCAGCUGCUUGCUCUAAAGGACUUCUGGCAUACGCAGGAGAUUGAGAGACUGAAUAUUCCUUCCAUACGGCUCAGUGAUGGCCCUAAUGGUGUCAGAGGUACCAAGUUCUUCAAAUCUGAGCCAUCUGCCUGCUUCACAUCGGGCACCGGUAUGGGAUCUACUUUCAAUGUACAAUUAUUGGAGGAGGCAGGACGCAUGAUGGCUACUGAGGCCAAACACAAAGGCGCUCAUGUUAUAUUGGGUCCAACUUGUAACAUUCAGAGAGGACCCUUGGGUGGAAGGGGUUUCGAGUCUUUCAGUGAAGAUCCGUUUCUUUCGGGUCUCUGCUCUGCAAGUUUGAUCAAUGGUAUCCAAAGUAAAGGAAUUGCGGCCACAAUCAAGCAUUAUGUUUGUAACGACUUGGAGGAUGAGAGAAAUUCUGUUGACUCGAUUGUUUCAGAAAGAGCUCUUAGGGAGAUUUAUCUGAUGCCGUUUCAGUUAGCCAUCAAGUAUUCUCAGCCAAAAUGCGUGAUGAGCUCCUACAACAAGGUGAAUGGUGAGCACGUUUCACAAUCCAAAAGGCUGCUCACUGAUGUGCUGCGAGAGGAAUGGGGCUGGAAUGGUCUGGUUAUGUCCGACUGGUUCGGUGUCUACUCAAUCAAACCUUCUAUUGAUGCGGGUUUGGACCUGGAGUGUCCCGGAGUUCCAAUUAUGAGAAAAGUGGAUGCCCUUUUACAUGCUGUCAAUGCCCGAGAGAUUAGCGUAGACGUGGUCGACGAAAGAGUCAGAAACAUUCUGAACCUGGUCAAGUAUUCUAUGGAAAGCGGCAUUCCAACAAAUGCUCCGGAAGAUUCCAAGAAUAAUGUUCCGGAGACGUCUGCUUUGCUCAGAAGGCUCGCCUCAGAAGCUAUUGUGUUGCUGAAAAAUGAGGAUUCACUUUUGCCUUUGAAGAAGACAGACAAGAUCGCUGUGAUUGGCCCAAACGCUAAAGCGGCUAGAAUCUUUGGUGGUGGCUCUGCUUCGAUGAAUCCUUACUAUGCUACAAGCGUUUUCGAUGGUAUUUCUGGUAAACUCGGAGAGCUCCCACUCUAUGCUGAAGGUUGCUCAAUUGAGAAAAACCUGCUUGACCUGGGCACCUUGUCCACUUUCAACGGUUCAAAAGGUGUUUAUUGCAAGGUUUACAACCUUCCUGCUGAGUCUCCUGACCGUGUCAUUGUUGAUGAGUUUGCAUUGAAUUCUACGAAACUGAUCUUGUUCGAUUACAAAAACGACAAGCUGGAUACCAACUUAUUCUAUAUGGAUAUCGAGGGCGAAUUUACUGCCGAGGAGACCGGUACCUACGUGAUUAGCGUGAGCUGUCUUGGAACUACGCAAUUUUUCAUUGACGGUAAACUAGAGAUUGAUGACAAGAAUAAUCAAGUCCUUGGAUCUGCAUCCCUGGGCGCAUGUACUGCUCCCAAGACCAAGGAACUUUAUAUGAACAAGGGAGACUCUUUCAAGUACAAGAUUGAAUUUGGUUCGGGUCCAACGUUUACUCUGGAGACUACUGAUCUGGUUGCAUCUAACGGAGGAGGAGCGCUUUAUGUUUCAGCCAUGAAGGUUGAGUCAGAUAAGGAUAGAAUCAAAAAGGCUGUCGAAGUUGCAUCACAAGCUGAAAAAGUUGUUCUUUGUGUUGGAACAUCAUCAGACUGGGAGAGUGAGGGAUACGAUAGACCAGUUAUGGACCUUCCUGGUAGCCAAGAUGAGCUCAUCCAAGAAGUGCUUAAAGUCAACAAGAAUGUGGUGGUGGUCAAUCUUUCCGGUACCCCAGUCACAAUGCCAUGGGUCGAUGAGACUCCGGCCAUAGUUCAGGGGUGGUUCAAUGGAAGUGAGAGUGGAAAUGCAAUUGCUGAUGUUAUCUUUGGUGAUGUCAACCCGUCUGGUAAAUUGAGUUUAACUUUCCCAAAACGAUGCCAAGAUAAUCCUGCAUACCUUACCUUCAAGUCCAACAAGGGAAAGGUUGUUUAUGGUGAAGACACCUUUGUGGGAUACAGAUACUACGAAAAAUGCGAAGUUGAUCCUUUGUUCGCUUUUGGAUUUGGUCUUUCAUACACCACCUUUGCUUUCUCUUCUUUGUCAGUCAAAGUUGACGCCGGGAUUAUUAUCGCCUCUGUGGAAGUGAAAAAUACUGGUGGAGUGGCCGGCGCCGAGGUUGUCCAGUUAUACAUCAGUCCACCAAACGAUACAACGGAAGAACGUCCCCUGAAGGAACUCAAGGGCUUCAAUAAAGUAUUCCUCGAACCUAACGGGGCUUCCAAUGUGGAGAUCCAAGUUCCACUGAAGUAUGCAUGCUCCUACUUUGAUGGAGAACGCAACAAGUGGUCAAUUGAGAAAGGAACAUAUCGAGUGCUAGUUGGCAAUGCUUCCAAUUCGAAGCAGUUCCUGACAAGUUCGUUUGAAAUUCAGGAAUCAUCCUAUUGGACUGGUUUGUAA